CGACGCUUCUGCCAAGAUCCUGUAAUGGACGUAUGUGUCACAUGAAUACCGAGCUGCACAUGAAGCAUACAGAUAACCUGCACACAGUCAUCCCACAACCUUUGUAUCAGACAGGUGGAAAUAUUGGGCUCUAUGCCUGCUGUAGGCAGUUCCCAUCAUUUCCUUAUUUAUGGCUUAAUUCCCUUGGAACCGGUGGAUCCAGUUGAGUAUUCGCCCCAGCCUGACAUCGAUUGACCCAGGUGUUGAACAGGCACAGGUUUCACUUCACUAUGUCAAAGCAGUUUCAGAUCAGAGGAAGAAAUCUAAUAGUCAGGGGGAAAGCGCUUAGACGCGUGUGAAAUGGAAAAGCUGACGGGCUUGUUCGGCGCAAAGGAAGUCACCAAACGAUAGAAACUCAAGAAGCAGCUUGCUUCCUAAGUUUUUUUUUCUUCUUUUUUUUUCGUUUUGGUGCAAGAUCGUCCCCUGUUUGUGACCAAUAUGAACUCCAGUUGAACAUGACAGUCAUCAGAGGACUUCAUCAUCACUGUAGACUCUGAAAAGCCUCUGUCAUUGGAAAUAAUUUCUCGCGUUUCUUUUUUUUUUACGCAAGGAUUUCUUUGGACACUUACUUGCGUUUUCACAGGGGGGAGAACAAACAAAAAGCUCUGCCCCCUGAAUAUGGACAUGGAGGCGUCGAAUGGCUAUAUUGCGAGUAACGGCGACUGCUCUCCCAGGAAGGAGAACUCGAGAAUGCUGGUGGACCUGUCGACCAGCACACCCAAUGGCCAGCGUUCCCAAAGUCCUGAUUCCCCUGCUGCGCGCACAAUCAAACAAGAGGAAGGUACUGAGGAGGAGACGGAGAGAAGGCCCAAUGGUCCAGAUGAGGCGGGUCACAGCGGUGAGGAAGGCUCUGGAUUGGAGGAGCCCAUGAUUGACAGCCCAAACAACUUACAAGAUGGUGGACCAGGAACAGAAGCGCAGAGCGAGACAGGAAUAAGACUGCCAAAUGGUAAAUAUAAUGGUGACCGGCCGUUCCAGUGUAACCAGUGUGGGGUUUCAUUCACUCAGAAGGGCAACCUGCUGAGGCACAUCAAACUCCACACGGGAGAGAAGCCCUUCAAAUGCCCGUUCUGCAGCUACGCUUGUCGCCGUCGUGACGCCCUAACCGGACAUCUGCGCACACACUCAGUGGGCAAACCACACAAGUGCAACUACUGUGGGCGGAGCUACAAGCAGCGCACAUCAUUGGAGGAGCACAAAGAACGGUGUCAUAAUUACUUGCAGAGUGUCGGAAUGGACUCCGCCUCCAAUCCUGGCCCUUAUCCAGGAGAGGUUCCAAAGGAGCAGAGGUCGCUGGAGUCCGCUGGCAUGGCGGCUUUCGACCGGCCUCCUGUAAUUGAAAGACUGGGGAAUGUGGGUAAACGGAAGAGCACCACGCCACAGAAGUUUGUGGGUGAGAAAAUGGUUCGAUACUCGUACCCUGAGCUGAACUAUGAGAUGGGCCUGAAGUAUGAAAAGGAAGCUGAGUUGAUGCAGGCCCAAAUGAUGGACCAUGCCAUUAGCAAUGCAAUCAACUACCUGGGCUCUGACUCCUUAAGGCCUGUGGUCCAUCACCCAUCCCUCUCCAUGGCCGAGGUGGUACCUAUGGUGAACCCGCUAUUCCAUCCGGUGUACCCGCUUGGCCCGCGCAUGGACCGGCCCAGCAGUCGUGAGGCUCCUCCACUGCCCCACCCAAACCCAGAGUUCCCGCACCCGACCAAUGGCGCGCUUUCUUUGGUCAGGCCCAAGAAUCCUCAGUCGGCCCGAGACGGGUCGCCGUGCAACAGCGGACAGGAUUCGGCUGAUUCGGCACGGAGCAGCCCUCGGGACAAGCUCAGCGCUGCCGGGCCUAGGUCGAGAUCCAGCCCGGGGUUUGGCCGGGCAGAGGAAGGCAGGGCGAUCGACACCAGCCGCAUCGCCGCGAGGGACGGCGUCCGCGUCUUCAGCCGCGAGGGCCAGGAGCUGAGGGUGUUCCAGUGCGAGCACUGCCGCGUUCUGUUCCUGGACCACGUCAUGUACACCAUCCACAUGGGUUGCCAUGGUUACAGGGACCCGCUGGAGUGCAACAUCUGCGGCCACUGCAGCAAAGAUCGCUACGAGUUCUCCUCACACAUCGUUCGCGGAGAACACACCUUUCGUUAGCACUCUUGCGGUCAGUUUACCGCAGACGGCACGAGUUCACUGCCGAAGCAUUACGUGAGCACCGAUCGGCAGAUAUAUGAAGGUUUGAGUCCAAUAGAAAUGUUUUCAUUUUGGCGCUGUUUGAAGAUUUUUUGUUCUGGGUGAGGGGAUGAGAAGUUUAUGUUGUGAAUGUUUUGUUUUGUUUUCUUUUCAUUUUUUUUUUUUUUUUUUUGUUUUUUUUUGUUUUGUACUGAACCUUCCAGCAGAGCAGCUAUGUGUAAUCUAAAGUUGUGAAGUUCUUUCUCUUUUUUGUCAUCUUUAUUACCUCGAUGCAUGCUGUCAUUCCUGUUUCAUGGACCUCAAUAUUACAGGUGAACCAAGCAACCAGAGGACCACUGGAGAACUAAACCGUUUAGUUUUGUGUAUAAAAAAAAGACUUUAAUUCAUAGCUUCAUGCUGCUGUGGCUUCUUAGUGCCUUGCUGAUGUUUUGAACUGCACAAUUUUGCCUUUUACGGAGUGCUUUGUAUCUUUUUAGCGUCUUUUCUCAUCACUUGCUCCAUUUCGAUGAAGUUCCCGGGGCGUGCGGACCGAAGCUACGGUUCUCGUGCUAAUUUCCUGUUCCUCGUGUCGGUGCUAUGCUAGUUUCACAAACGCAGUUCUGUAGUUGGCACAAAGUCUUUCGGACACAUUACAAUGAAGUGUUGAUGACAAUCCCCUCGGAAGACCGAAAUAUUUUUGCCAUGCUAAGGACAGAUGAGUUUUCCGUGCUGUGUUUUGCUGCUGUUGCACACUUACUAUCAUCUCUUGAUUUCUUAUGCACUUCGCUGAAAACAGCACUGCGACAUGCCUUGAUAAACCUGUUUUUGCACUAUUAGCUUGAGGCCUUGGGUGAAAAUAUGCUAUAUCCAUGCUAUUGAUAAAGGGAACAAAGGUCAUUGUGUAGUUUAGCUAGUCCCAGUGCAGUAGUUUGUCAUCUGUGAUUCAACAGGGAACAAGUCUGCACCUAUGUUAAGUAUAGACAUUAACUACAGGUCUUUAACAACAGGGUUGCCAUACUUUUGAUUGAAAUCUGUGAAUUUCACUCAGCCUUUCAGACCGAAUGCCUCAUUAUUGAUGCCUCAUUAGAUCAAACUCCUCUGACUGUCUUCAGUGUUACAGCACAAACUCUUUAGAUCAGUAAAGUGUUUCGAUUUGUUUCUUAUCAAUCCACAUAUGUUGUCUUUUUUAGCCCACGCAUGGACCUAAAGAGCUUAAAUAUGCACUUGCGCUGCAUAUGCAUUUUUCGUUCGACUCUAGUUAGCUAAUGCAUUUUACCAUUUUUGUACAUGGAGAGAUAAAUAAACAACCUAUGCGCAGUUCAAAUCUGCCUGAUAAUGGAAAAUUGUAGAUCUUUGAAAAUCAAACAACAGCUUUUAUAGAUGCUAGAAGAUUGCUGUUGAGAUUUCAUCGCUAACCCGGACUGCACGAGAGCUUUACGAGAUAAAACGCGGUUUAUAAAUCAGACAAUGUUAUCCCCCCGCCCCCCCAACCCUUGAGAACUUUUCUCAUUAUUUUCAGGGCAUUAAAAUCAGCCGUAAAAAUUUAGACAAUUUUUUUUAAUGUUCACAGUCGUUUAUUUUCCCUUCCUGUUUCUCUUCCCUUUUUAUUUUCUCUUUCUUUCACACUCUUUUUUUUUUCUGUUCGAUGUUGUUGAAUAUUUACAUGAAGCAUUCUGUAGCACAACCAUAAAUCCAGCUUCAAUCAAUGCAUAUGGCUCAACUUGUACAACUGCAGCCUUCGCAACGUUCAGAACCUCCCUUGCACAUUUGUUGGGCUUUUAUGUCAGUGCUAAAAGAGCCUUACAUCACUAUCAGACUUUGUUGUACAUAUUGUUUUAAAGCUUUGCUUUUGUCUUCUCUGCUUUGAGGAAAACUCCAAAAAACUGUGAAUAUGCCCUUUAAACGGUAUGAGGAAAAAGACUUAAAAGGCAACCAAGAGCACUGAUAGAAAUGCAUUCAUAUUGUUUGAACGUCAUUUUAUUGUUCUUUAAAAAAAAAUAGCUUUGCCUUUUUUUACACCUCCAAAAAUGACACAUCGCACACACAUACCGCCUCUUAAAUCCUGAAACAUUUUGAAGAAUUUUAUUUGUUCUUGUGAAGCAUGAAUAUCUUUAUGCAUUUUAGAUGUGUUUUUUUUUUUUUUUUUUUUUGAGGCAUGAAAUUGAAUGUGCUCCACAAUUCCAGGGCAUUUUAUAAAAUGAUUAUCAAAGCUUAUUGUAUAUGUAUUUGUUUAGUUUCAAAAAAGGAACAAGGUGAAGGAAACAUUGAUGUAAGACUAUGUUUACAACCGAACGAACAAGAGCACAUGAACAAAACGUGUUCUUACGACGAGUCCACACUUUUGGGAGUGGAGAGUACUUGAACUUACAAGAAAGGCACUCUAGAGUCAGGUUUCACUUUUUACCUUAAAGUGUAUGGGACUGCUAUUUUCUCAUCUGUGUAAAUAUAUAUUUUUUUGUGAGAGAAAGGUGUUUUUUUAACUGUUCUUAUUCACUGUGGACCACCUUACAAACAGUAAAACAAGGGUUUGCAGUGUAUUUUUAUAAGUGAAUAAAUGUAUGAAUUAUAUACAGUAUAUUUUGGUAAAAAUGUUGAAAGGGGUUAUCUUUUGCUGUGUGUCGGUUCGCUUUUUGGGGUUUUCUCAGGUACAGUGUUGUCAAAAAUCUUCUUAAAUGCAUUUGUAUGGAACUGUAGGAGAGAUUUGAAUUAAUAUUGAAUUUAAUACUAUUUGACUUGAAAUCCAAAGUCAAAUAUCCAAAUAAAUAUAUAAAUAUAUAUUUUUAUUUUUAAAGAAAGAAAUCUAAUAAGUAAAACCAAGGUUUACUGAUGUUAUAAAGUGGACUUUUGUAACCUUGGCAUCUUUAAGGAAAGUGUGUCGUUCUAUGUUGGUUUUUAAAGCAUGGGCUUUUCUGCAUUAAAUACUGUCAUCAUAUGAAA
This is a messenger RNA of Megalobrama amblycephala (Wuchang bream), 5115 nucleotides long. RefSeq names its product IKAROS family zinc finger 2 (gene ikzf2). The coding region runs from base 658 to 2160 and encodes 500 amino acids. NCBI's taxonomy places the organism in Eukaryota, Metazoa, Chordata, Actinopteri, Cypriniformes, Xenocyprididae. Gene Ontology annotation, molecular function: DNA-binding transcription factor activity; RNA polymerase II cis-regulatory region sequence-specific DNA binding. Gene Ontology annotation, biological process: regulation of transcription by RNA polymerase II. The transcript is spliced from 8 exons. The record is from RefSeq and is a predicted model, not a curated record.